ACUUCUCUAUCAUGAGUGUGGAUAAAGCCGAGCUGUGUGACUCAUUACUCAGCUGGCUGCAGACAUUCCAGGUGCCAUCAUGUACAAGCAAGCAGGACUUAACCAAUGGAGUGGCCAUCGCUCAUGUGCUGCACAAAAUAGACCCGUCCUGGUUUAACAAGACAUGGCUCGGGAGAAUAAAAGAGGAGAACGGGGACAACUGGAGGCUUAAGGUGAGCAACCUGAAGAAGAUUCUACAGAGCAUGAUGGAGUAUUAUCACGAUGUUCUGGGGCAGCAGGUCUCAGAAGAACAUGUUCCGGAUGUUCCUCUCAUUGGAGAGAUGGGGGACGUGACCGAGCUGGGUCGGCUGGUUCAGUUGGUGCUUGGCUGUGCCGUCAGCUGUGAGAAGAAGCAAGAACACAUUCAGCAGAUUAUGACUCUCGAGGAGUCUGUCCAGCACGUGGUCAUGACGGCUAUUCAAGAGCUACUGACCAAGGAGUCUGUGGAGUCAGGAAGCCCAGACACCUACGGAGACUUCGACUACCAAUCUAGAAAAUAUUAUUUUUUGAGUGAGGAGCUGGAUGAAAAGGACGAUGCGUCCCAGCGCUGCAGAGACCUUGAACAACAGCUGUCUCUGCUGAUGGAAGAGAAGUGUCUGAUGCAGACUGAACUCCAGACUCUAAAGAAGAGUUUGGGUCGCUGUGAGCCUCAGGAUGCUUCUACCACAAUCACAGGCAAGAAACUGCUGCUGCUACAGAGCCAGAUUGAACAGCUUCAGGAGGAGAACUACAGGCUGGAGAACAGCCGUGAUGACGUGCGUAUACGAAAUGAAGCUCUGGAGAGAGAAGUGGCCGACCUGCAGCAUCGCAACGAGGACCUUACCAGUCUGGCCCAGGAGGCACAGACUCUCAAAGACGAGAUGGACAUCCUCCGGCACUCAUCAGACCGUGUGAGUCGUCUGGAGGCCAUGGUGGAGACGUACAAGCGGAAGUUGGAGGAUCUGGGAGACCUGCGCAGACAGGUGCGUCUGCUGGAGGAGAAGAACACCGUGUACAUGCAGCGCACGUGCGAGCUGGAGGAGGAGCUGUGCAGGGCCAAUGCUGGACGCACACAGCUGGACUCCUACAAAAAACAGGUGCAUGAGCUUCACACCAAACACUCAUCAGAGGCUGUGAAGGCUGAGAGGUGGCAGUUUGAAUACAAAAACCUUCAUGAGAAAUAUGAAGCUCUGCUCAAGGAGAAAGAGAGGCUGAUAUCAGAGCGGGACACACUAAGAGAGAACAACGAGGAGCUGCGCUGUGUUCAGGUCCAGCAGAAAUGUCUCAGCGAGGCAGGCUCUUUGGGUUCUGAUGGCACAGUAGGCAACCUAGCAUCUGAGAUCAUGCCCGCAGAGUUCAAGGAGACUUUGGUGCGUCUGCAGAACGAGAACAAGAUGCUGUGUGUUCAAGAGGAGGACUACAGGCAGAGACUUGGAGAGGUCCAGGCCCAACUAGAGGAGACACAGCGCAGCCAGAACACGCUGGAAACACAAAACAGGCUGAGCCAGCAGCAGAUAGCAGAGUUGUGUUCUCAGUUGGAGGAGCUUCAGAGAGCUCUGCAGGAGCAGGAGAGUAAAUCUGAGGAUGUAAUCUCGUCCCUGCUGAAGAAGAAGCUCGAGGAGCAUCUGGAGAAGCUGCAUGAGGCUCACUCUGACCUGCAGAAGAAGCGGGAAGUGAUCGACGACCUGGAACCCGGAGUGGACAGCAACAUGACGAAGAAGAUCGAUGAACUGCAGGCGAGUCUCCGGAAGAAAGACGAGGACAUGAGGCAGAUGGAGGAGAGAUACAAGCGCUACAUGGAGAAAGCUCGCACUGUGAUCAAGACUCUGGACCCCAAGCAGAAGCCCAAUCCCGUCCCCACUGAGGUUCAGGCUCUGAAAAACCAGUUAACAGAGAGGGACAGAAAAAUCCAGCAUCUGGAGCAUAACUUUGAGAAGAGUCGGUCAAGACAUGAUCAAGAGGAGAAACUGGUCAUCAGCGCCUGGUACAACAUGGGAAUGGCUCUCCAUCAGAAGGUGGUGAAUGAGCGCUCCAGUGUCCCUGGUCAGGCUCAGUCCUUCUUAGCCCAGCAGAGGCAGUUCACACAGGCACGGAGAGGCCUGAGCACUCGCCUACAGCCCAGAUAACAAAUACACUAGCACAUACACUGUGACUUCUUCCUUACAUCCAUCACUAACUGUUCUGCUGUGAGACUCUGCUGCCCCCCACAGACAGCACCUUCAUGCUGAUGGCUGAAUGCUGAGAUGCACCUUUAUUUCUUGUGAAGGACAUGGUGCACCUCUUCUACCUUCUCUUCUCCAGAGAGGAAACCCCAAACAGGGAAGCUUUUUCUUUAUUGCUUUGCUUUUACACCUCCUUUUUGUGAGAGUAAUUUUUAUUAAGGUCUAUUUAAAUCAUUUUUAAAUCACUCUUACCGGUGCACUAACAACAACUAACAAGUCGGGAAUCAGGGAUUAAACUGGAUUAGACAUUUUAAUCGAUUUUUUACAUUUAAUUUUCUUUCUCUUUUGCUUUCUACUUCUUUUUGGUGUGAGUGUUUUUUUCUCUCAUUCUUUUACUACGUUGCUCACUUAAUCGACUGAUGACACUAAUAAUAUGCAUAUAUUUGUGUUUUUUUAUCUUGGUUUUAUUUUAUUGAAAGCAUGUUUUUCCUUAUUUUUCACUGUGUAUCAUUUUAAGUUUUUGUUCUUUUAUGUAUUUGAUUUUUGUGCUGUUUGUAGUUGUAGCUAGUGUUGAACAAAAGGCUUUCAAAGGCUUGAACAAAAGUCCAGUCAUGUUGUAGCACCUUAGCUAAAGUAUAAACAUAAAUAUAGUAGUAUAUAAUUCACUGUAGAUUAAAUUGAGCUUGCUGCUACACUGUGAAAGUGUUUUCUUACUUUGUAGGAAAGCACCUACAUAUAGGUGAACUUUUUUAGAUGAUCAUACCAGAGCUUUGAACUCUAAUACUGGUAAGCUUUUUUUAUUUGCCAGGUUAUGUGUGUCUGCUUGCACGGUCUGAGUUGUGUGGAUAUGAUAUUAGACUAGAAAUAUUGUCUGAGAUAUAAAAGGCCGAGCAUUGUAAUUGUACCGUUAGUCCCAAAGCUUUACCUUACAUUUAGCCUGGACUGAUACUCAUCUGCUUUGAUGAAAACAAAAUGUACACACCAGAAAUCUGAACCGAUGUAGCAAUGUGGAACUUCGGCUAACAAAUGUAGUCGGAAGGAUGUUUCCUAAAAGUUCAUGUUGGCUACUUAGUGCACUACUUGAUGUAUGAAAGUCUUUUUUGUUGUAUCCAGUGUAGUGCAUAAAAUCAUCCCUAAAUUUGCAAAUGUCUAGUUGCUCAAGUGACCUGAAAUAUGGAUAAACCAUUCAUUGGUGGUAUCAGAUUUGUUACUGAACCAUUAAUUUGGCUUACCGCGUAGAUCUUUCCCCAAUUUAAGGAGCUAAACACCUGGUAUCGUAUAUCUGGAAAUGGUGACCUGGAGGCAAUUUAAAGAAGGCUUUCCGAUACUUAAUCAACAUGGGUGCCUUCGGUCCACUUUUUCCAGUACAACAGUAUCGGGCGAUCAGUGAAAGUUGUUCGUAUGCAAAUAUAGAUGCAGAAACCUUGCAUAUUGUGUUUAUAUUACUAGACAUUGCAGUUGGUAUAUCACACAAUAUAUAUCAAACUAAGUGGUGUCAUGAUGAAGGACGUCCUUCAUUUGUUAUGAUCGUCUUUAGAAGCUAAAACCAGCAUAAACGCCAAAAACAAUUGUGGUUUAAAGACCAUGUACCUUUUUUUAAAGUAUAGUAUGUGAUUAGCAGUCUAUUUAGUUAGUCUCAUGACUGAGAGCUUAAAAUAGACAAAAUUAUAUAUGCUUCAUGGUCCAGUAAUGAAUGAUUUUAUGAUUUAAAAUGAUUUAAAAAUGAUUUUGUAACUGGUCGUCACUACAAAUUGUUCUACUCUGAUACUUUGGUACUAAAGUCACAUUUAGGAUUAGUGAGCCCCACACUUAGGAGUGUGAAGUAUAAUGAUGAUCAGUUGGGUCAAUACUCUGCGUCGGGUGUCGUCCGUACUUUUGGGUGAUUCUUCGCUGCAUAAUGUAGCUGAUUAAAUAUUAAAGGUUUUUAUCUUUAUGCUUGUUUGAAAAACUAAAUAUUGUGAGAAAUACAUUUUCAUGAAGAAGGACAGUAUGUGUGCCUUCAGGUAUUGUGGGAUAUGCUUCCAAAAGUUCAAACAGGAAGCUAUGGAUGCUUUAGAUGUGGGGCGUGUCUUAUUUCCGUUAAUUGCUGUCGAACAAAUUGCUAAAUUGGCAUCAGCUGAGUGGACUCUUCGCUUGUGAUGUUCACUGUACACUCACCGGUUUGCACAAAAGGAUUUAGCCAUUGUGUUAUUGGGCGUCCUAUUUUAAAAACAAACGUAUUAAAAUGAAUUGACCACUGUGUGAUCUUUACAGCUAGAACAACAGCCAUUAUUCUGAGAGUCUUCUUACAAGACUUUGAAGUCUGUGGGAAUUUGUGCCCAUUUAGUUAAAAGAUCUGAUUUGUAUGACUGGGCACUGAUGUUGGUCAAGAAAGCCUCAGUUGAUGUUCCAGUUCAUUCCAGAGCUGUUGAGUGGGGCUGAGGUCAGGACUCUGUGUAAGACACUGGAGUUUCUUUAAACUGAGUUUUUCUUCAUGUCUUUAUAAAGCUGCUUUGUGCACAGGGGUACAGUCAUGCUGGAACUGGAAUGAGCCUUCCCUAAACUGAUGAUGCAAAGUUAGGCAUAUCAUUUCCUUUAUAUAACUGAUUUAUUACACCUGACAAACACAUUAAUUUAAUAUAUAGGUGUGCACUAAUUCUUUUGUCUAUAUAGUGUCUAUAUAUUUGUAUCUAUUUGUUCUAUAAUGUCUGUAGGCUGUGUCUCAAAUCACAUACUAUGACCCGAUACAAAAGUACUGGACAGACUUGUGCGGCUGUCAGUAGUCCGUUCAUAAUCAAGUUCCAUGGUGUGUGAUGGGAGCCACAUUUUAAGUUCGUCAUCAUGUAAAGACAAACAAUGCUUAGAAGAGUCUGUGGGUUUGAGACGAAGCUAGAGUCUUUCACACUGAAGCCAGAUUACGUUUUAGGUCCCAGGUUGUUCUGGAUUACCUAAGACAUGAUUCUCAACUUCAGUCUGGACCUAAAGAUCUUCUGUUACUGGAGAGCUUCAUGUUUUCCUCGUCCAACAAGCUCAGUUAUGGUUAUUGGGGGGCUUAAUAAUUAAUAAUGAGCCCAUGAAUUACAUGAGAUGUGUACCAACCCUGGUCGAGGGCAUUCUGGUACUGGGAGUGUAGCUUUAUGCUGAGCGUGUUGCUGCAAUUUGUUUUAAAGAUGAGUGUCCUUUUUUCUUCUUUCUUUUUAUUCUUUAGCUGUGAAUGUAUUUUCUAUGUUAUAUACGUAUAUGUUGAUAAUUCUGAUCGACGGAACACGAUUUUUUUUCAUUUUCUGGUUCCGUAAAAAAAAUAAAAUCUGGAGCGUUUGAACAUGACUACAACCUGCAACAUUUCAGCAAUUAUUUUUGUCUGAAAUUCUUUAUAUAUGGGUGUGUGUGUUAAGAUGACACUUGUUUGGAAAUACUACUACACUACUGAGCACUAAUAAUGAAUGAAGGUACUGAAGGUUUGUGAUGUAAUUUGAACUCUCACAAGACACUGGAGUGAUUUUAUGUUUUAUGUGAUUUGGUGAUUAUUUCUGUAUAUCUCGUGUGUUUUUAUUUUGUUUUGGGUAAAGUGAGUUUUACACUGUUUUGCACCUUGCAAUAAAAAUCUCAUGGAUGAAUGGUUCCAGAAAA
Molecule: messenger RNA, 5789 nt
Organism: Trichomycterus rosablanca
Lineage: Eukaryota; Metazoa; Chordata; Actinopteri; Siluriformes; Trichomycteridae
Product: protein Hook homolog 2-like
Exons: 23
Coding region: 12-2144 (710 amino acids)
Biological process (GO): cytoplasmic microtubule organization; cytoskeleton-dependent intracellular transport
Cellular component (GO): cytoplasm; centrosome
Molecular function (GO): microtubule binding; dynein light intermediate chain binding
Source: RefSeq, a predicted model, not a curated record